Striga asiatica is the source of this 363-nucleotide messenger RNA. The record is from the annotation of a GenBank genome assembly. Lineage: Eukaryota; Viridiplantae; Streptophyta; Magnoliopsida; Lamiales; Orobanchaceae.
AUGGUUAAGAGAUUGUGGCCCGAGAUAAAGGUGACGGCCCGCGAUCAAAAUGGCAUUUAUCGGCUGUUUCCAAGAUUAUUCCAUCCGGGCUUCCUCCCCAAGAUUGCUGAAAUCUGCACAAGGAUUGCUGAAACCUCUGAUGAGAAUUUCGUUCUUGAGCUCAGGGACGCCGGCGAGGAUCUUGAGCUUCAGAAGCUCUUCGUGGAGCUCGAGCUUGGAGUGGGUGAAUUUGUCCGGAGUACCUGGGAUUUGUCGAGUGCUUCGAGGAGGGAGAGGUCGAAGGGUGCGGAGAAUGGCAGAAGUGGCGCCGGCGGAUGCGAGGCGCUUUCGUUUCUGAGGAGGAAGAAGGUCCACUGGGACUAG